Strongylus vulgaris is the source of this 705-nucleotide messenger RNA. The record is from the annotation of a GenBank genome assembly. NCBI's taxonomy places the organism in Eukaryota, Metazoa, Nematoda, Chromadorea, Rhabditida, Strongylidae.
AUGCGUUGGAGCUUGGUGCGAAAUCCUACCAGUGGUUCUCGAGCUGCGCUUGGGCUAAUUCCAAAACAUCAUGCCCUGUUUUCCUCUUCUCGUUGGUUUUUGGGUAUUUGUGACGCAGAUGUGGCAUUCCGUUAUCUCAUGAGUGAUCGUUCUGCGCAGCGCCCAGGAGUUUUCGUUAUCUUUUCGCCUUUCUGUCUGAAUCCGGACCCAAGCGAUUAUCGUCCAUUUUUGUUAAUGUGUUUAUGUGAAAGAGUUGAAAAAAUUGAUGGGGCCUUAUCAUAUGACUGCAAAGACUUAAUUGAUCCCUGUGGCUCUGAAUUCUAUUCUCGCGAGCUUGAACUAUGCAACUGUUCUGAGCUAAAGAAAGAGCAGUUAACUAAGGACGGGCAAGCAAAAAAGAAGGAGAAGAAGAGACGCUCAAAGAUCAAAGCGAUGGGUACACCUGAUGAGCAACAACCUCUUGCAGAUGCUGCAAUCAUCACUGCUGCAGAUGACGAAGAAAAAGAUAUGGACAAAAUCGCUGAGCUGAUUACGUCACCUUUUACAUAUAAAAUGCUAACCAUCACGAGAUCUGCUUUUGGACACUAUGAGUUGUUUGGAAAAAGAUACCACACACUCUACGAUCUCGUAUAUCACCUAUCUCAAACAGAUUCCGAAUUACCGCAGAGACUAGUCUACGAAACGCUUAGCAUGCGAGUCCUUUAA